AUGGGCCCCAAAAACCUAAUUUCUGAGGACUUCGUCCCUUCGCCACUGACUCUGGACCGGGUCAUGGAAGGUAGGCCGGCUCCUACGCAGGAUAAUCAUUUCCUAAAACUUCCGGUUGAAAUUCGGUCCUUGAUUAUCAGAUAUAUCGACACGGACAAGACUAGUCUGGCUGCUCUUGCGCUCGUUAACUGGGAUUGCCGUCAGUUAGCGCGAUCUUGCCAGUUUCGCGAUGUGGUAAUUGACUACAGCCCUCGAUCCUCCUGUGUUCUUGGUAUCCUUAUAGGCGAAGCUGCUGAGCGACUUAGGUCAGGGAACGGCCUUACACGCCGACCAUCACUGGGGGCAUGUAUUCGUAGCAUAAGGACAAACUCAAACCAGUACUGGAAGGAGAUUCGGAAUAUGCGCCCUGGGGACGACGAUGGUAAUGUUGAUGACAACGAUCGUGAUGACACUGCUAGCACGAAUCAAUGGAAGCAAUCAGUGGGGAACAUGACAACAAGAAUUAAUCACGUCUAUAAUCCCAGUUUUUCUCUUGUUAUUUCCACUCUACCCCACCUAGAAGCCCUAUGCUGGGAGAAUGGAAGUACCAUUGAUUGCCACCUUUUCAAUUGUUUGGCAGUCUCAGCGAUCAAACAUCUCAAGUUGCAUGGUAGCAUUGAGUCCGAAUAUGUCACAGUCCCUCUAGACGGAGAUCCCUGGCAGCUCGAGAGCCUCGACAUCGACAUCACGUGGGAUUUCGGGUUUCAUUAUGGGCGCAACAUAGCCGACUCUUCCUGCCUUUGGAGUAGUCUUUUUUCGGCAUGUUGCUCCUCCUUACGAUACCUAAAGCUCAGCCACCGACAUUUUCUCAACAGUCAAGAUAAGCGAAUGUCUUUUACCGCAAAUUUUCCUAAUCUCCGUUUCCUCCAGAUUGAAACCGGUACAAUGGUCAGUCAACUGACGUUGCAAAGCCUCCUGCGAAGCAAAAGAUUAUCGACUUUGGUUGUCGACUUUGACGAUUCAAUUACGAGGGAAUGUUUAGAUCAGAUGGGAUAUCAUGAGUCCAUUCAAUAUCUUGUCUGGAACAGCUGCACUAUCCGUCAAAUGGUAUCGCUUCAAGUAUUGGAUCACAAUAAUCAGUUGACGGGCUUCGCCAUUCGUUACAGCCAGUCCACUGCCCUCCUAGACCGCAUACUUCCUGUCUUGGCAUCAUUUCCUAAUUUAAGGGUUCUUUCAAUGCGGUGGAAUGGGAUGAUGAUCCCAAAGUCUUCUCUUAUCGCUCUUUCUUCCCUGACCAAUCUAGAGCAGUUGCACAUCAGUUCCGGCAACCAAACCGGGUGGAAACACAACUGGUUGGUUGAUCAUGAUGCUACACAAAGCAUUUUAUUUCCUUUGCGCAGACUGAAGAAAAUCGCAAUCACCUGA
Talaromyces proteolyticus is the source of this 1404-nucleotide messenger RNA. RefSeq lists its product as uncharacterized. The record is from RefSeq and is a predicted model, not a curated record. Lineage: Eukaryota; Fungi; Ascomycota; Eurotiomycetes; Eurotiales; Trichocomaceae. The coding region runs from base 1 to 1404 and encodes 467 amino acids. The transcript has a single exon.